UACCGCGGGGGCGCCUCCACCUUCACUCCGUGUCCCGAAUCCUCUCUGACCAUCCCGCCGCGCUGAGAGCGCUGCGAAGAGAGACAAUCCCCGAUUUUUCACAGAGACGUGGCCGUUUCUCGCAGUUUUCCGCCUUUUUUUUUUCUUUUUCCCGUGCCCGCCGCUCCUCCUCUGCGCGGGGGGCGGAUGGUUCGGCGACAACAUGGCCGCCACCAUGAAGAAGGCGGCUGCAGAAGAUGUCAAUGUCACCUUUGAAGAUCAACAGAAAAUUAACAAGUUUGCAAGAAAUACCAGCAGGAUCACAGAGCUGAAAGAAGAAAUAGAAGAGAAAAAGAAGCAGCUGCAGAACCUGGAGGAUGCCUGUGAGGACAUCAUGCUGCUGGAUGAUGCUGAUUCCCAGCUGAUCCCCUACCAGAUUGGGGAUGUCUUCAUCAGCCAUUCCCUGGAGGAGACACAGGAGAUGCUGGAGGAGGCAAAGAGGAGUUUACAAGAGGAAAUUGAAGGGUUGGAAUCCCGAGUGGAGUCGAUCCAGAGGGUGCUGUCUGACCUCAAAGUUCAGCUCUAUGCAAAGUUUGGGAAUAACAUAAAUCUGGAGGCUGAGGACAGUUAA
Molecule: messenger RNA, 610 nt
Organism: Ficedula albicollis (Collared flycatcher)
Lineage: Eukaryota; Metazoa; Chordata; Aves; Passeriformes; Muscicapidae
Gene: PFDN4
Product: prefoldin subunit 4
Exons: 5
Coding region: 203-610 (135 amino acids)
Biological process (GO): protein folding
Cellular component (GO): cytoplasm; prefoldin complex
Source: RefSeq, a predicted model, not a curated record